Messenger RNA from Geodia barretti, 1359 nucleotides. Lineage: Eukaryota; Metazoa; Porifera; Demospongiae; Tetractinellida; Geodiidae. The record is from the annotation of a GenBank genome assembly.
AUGUCCCAACACCCUCCCGGCGGUCGCCACUCCACGUCCCGCGCCUCCGCUCGGCGACAUGGACGCGGCGGCGUUCCGGCAGGCGGCCACGAGCUGGUCGACUGGAUCGGCCGGUAUCUCGAAGAGGCCGAGCGGUAUCCGGUGCUGUCGCGGGUGAAGCCGGGCGAGGUUCGCGAGGCCCUGCCGCCCGAGGCGCCCGCCUCCGGCGAGCCGUGGAGCGCCAUCCGGGACGACGUCGAACGGCUCAUCGUCCCUGGCCUGACCCACUGGAACCAUCCCGGGUUCUUCGCGUACUUCGCGAUCAGCGCCAGCGGCCCCGGCGUGCUCGCCGAGUUCCUGAGCGCCGCGUUCAACGCCCAGGGCAUGCUGUGGCGCACCUCCCCGGCGGUGACCGAGCUCGAAGAGGUGGCCCUCGGCUGGCUCCGGCGCCUGCUCGGGCUGCCGGACGCGUUCGAGGGGGUCAUCUACGACACCGCCUCCAUCUCGACCCUGCACGCCCUCGCCGCGGCCCGGCAGGCGGUGCCCGAGCAUGCCCACUCGUCGGUCGACAAGGCGGUGAUGACGCUGGGACUGGGACAGAGCGGGCUCCGGCGCAUCGACGCCGACGAACGGUUCCGCCUGCGCCCCGCCGCGCUCGCGGCGGCAAUCGACGAGGACCGGGGAAACGGCGUCACCCCGCUGGCGGUGGUGGCGACGGUGGGCACGACCGCGGUCACCAGCGUCGACCCGGUGCCGGACAUCGCGGACAUCUGCGCCCGGGAGCGCCUGUGGCUGCACGUCGACGCCGCCUACGCGGGGGUCGCGGCGAUGGUGCCGGGCCACGAACAGACGCUGGCCGGAUGCGACCGGGCCGAUUCGCUGGUCGUGAACCCGCACAAGUGGCUGUUCACGCCGUUCGAUCUGAGCGCGCUCUUCUGCCGCCGCAUGGACCGGAUCGAAGAGGCGUUCGCCCUGACCCCGGACUAUCUGCAGAGCCGCGAGCCGGGGGCGGUCCGCAACCUCAUGGACACCGGCGUGCAGCUCGGGCGCCGGUUCCGCGCCCUGAAGCUGUGGAUGGUGCUGCGCUACUUCGGCGCCGACGGCAUCCGCCGCCGCAUCGCCGAGCACAUGCGGCUCGCCCGGUGCUUCGCCGACUGGGUCGACGCCAGCGACCGCUUCGAGCGGCUCGCCCCGGCGCCGUUCUCGGUCGUCUGCUUCCGCGCCAACCCCGCGGCGCCGGCCGGCGACCUCGACGACCUGAACGCCCGGCUGCUCGACGCCGUCAACGCCACCGGCGAGGUGUUCCUGUCGCACACGCGCCUGGACGGCCGCUUCGCCCUGCGGCUGGCCGAGCAUCUCGACCGGCUCCUGCCGGCCUGA